GGGUUCGAUUGAGUAGUGCUUGCAAGGUGGCAGUUAGGGUAAUGCCUUUGGUAACGUCAUUCUUUUUCUUUCUUUUGUUUUCGCCGAUAUUCGUUGUGUCAGAGUCUAAGGAAGAGAGAAAGCAACUACUUUGCGCUGCUUGUCUUGCCGUUGUGGACGAGAUUGAGUGGGAAAUAGAACAGGUAGAUCCCAAAAAGAAAAUUCAGGUUGGAAGUUUUCGUGUUGAUCCAGAUGGUCAUCAGAAAGGUAGCUACCAGGUUCCUUAUGCUGGAAGUGAGAGUCACAUGACUGAAGUGUUGGAAGGCAUUUGUACCAAGAUGAAUACUUAUGCUCUCUCGACUGAUCCCGACAGUGGAAAGAAGUCGUAUGUUCGAACGUCUUCGCGUAGAGGAGAGGCAGUGACGCUUUCGAACAUUUCAAUGAGCGGUGAGGUUUCGGAACGACUCAAACAUGAUUGUAAUUCACUUGUCGAAGAGUUUGAAGACGAUCUAAUGGAGGUUUUUAAAACUAAAGAUAGUCAACCAAAGGACACCAUAUGCCAGAGAAUAACAGGCUACUGUCCUAGCAGCAGAGAUGAACUUUGACAGUCAAAUAGUUCUUUCUGAAGGUUGAGAAAUAUGAAACUGACUGUACUAGGUUGGCUGUAAGGACAUGAAUUUUUUGUACUGGUUAAAUAAUUUUUGAAAUAGAAACUGAUGGUGAACAGGCAGUGUACUCUGUGCUGUUUAGAAGUUGAA
This is a messenger RNA of Corticium candelabrum, 737 nucleotides long. Its product is annotated as protein canopy homolog 2-like. Gene Ontology annotation, cellular component: endoplasmic reticulum. The record is from RefSeq and is a predicted model, not a curated record. The coding region runs from base 42 to 584 and encodes 180 amino acids. NCBI's taxonomy places the organism in Eukaryota, Metazoa, Porifera, Homoscleromorpha, Homosclerophorida, Plakinidae. The transcript has 6 exons.